Messenger RNA from Saccostrea echinata, 476 nucleotides. RefSeq names its product keratin, type I cytoskeletal 10-like. Lineage: Eukaryota; Metazoa; Mollusca; Bivalvia; Ostreida; Ostreidae. The coding region runs from base 19 to 294 and encodes 91 amino acids. The record is from RefSeq and is a predicted model, not a curated record. The transcript has 6 exons.
UCAGAUUUGUUUUGAACAAUGGCACAGGACCCAGGAAAAGACAAAAACAAAGGCAAAAAGAAAGUCCCAGACAAAGACAAAGUCGAAAGCCAAAGUAGUGGGGGUGGUGGCGGUGGUGGUUCAUCUAACCACGGCAGUCACGGUAGCGGCCAUCAUAGCGGUGGGUCUCACAGCAGUAGCUCAUCGCACAGCGGCCAUUCAGUUAUAGUACCCCAGACUCCUCCAGGCACAGGGGGCGGAGGAAAGAAAGGAUAUAUAACACCACCGCAAUCACCUCAUGGAAAAGGGAAAUAAUAAACGUUUUCGGGUUUAUGGUUUUUCAACUUUAUUGAAGUUUCAAUAUCCUGUACUUAAACCAUGCGUUUCCAGCUUACGUAAAUCUUUUACAGUAUAAUGUAAAAUUUAAUUCUCCAUAUCAAAAUGCAGUAAGCUCUGACUUAUCCAACUUAUCCAAUAAAACGUACUUUUAAAAUCAA